Umbelopsis ramanniana AG is the source of this 6490-nucleotide messenger RNA. RefSeq lists its product as uncharacterized. Gene Ontology annotation, molecular function: snoRNA binding. The transcript has 7 exons. NCBI's taxonomy places the organism in Eukaryota, Fungi, Mucoromycota, Umbelopsidomycetes, Umbelopsidales, Umbelopsidaceae. The record is from RefSeq and is a predicted model, not a curated record. Gene Ontology annotation, cellular component: 90S preribosome; t-UTP complex; small-subunit processome. Bases 40 to 6426 code for a protein of 2128 amino acids. Gene Ontology annotation, biological process: maturation of SSU-rRNA from tricistronic rRNA transcript (SSU-rRNA, 5.8S rRNA, LSU-rRNA); positive regulation of transcription by RNA polymerase I.
AAAGGUUUUCAAGACCGCAAAGGUACCUGAUUCAGCUUAAUGUCAUCGUUAGAACAGCAGCUGAAGCAAAUCGGUACUGCCGAUUUGCGCAAUGUCACAGAAACCUCGAGGAAGUUUCGUUCCUCGUUUUUGUUUGAUGCCAGAGAAGCCGCUGAUCAAGAUUUAGAGACAAUCUACUCGAUCGGUCUCAAUGGUAUUAUGGAACUUCGAAUUCUCGAUCCACACUUCUCGGCUUUCGAAACAACUCUCUUUUCCGAGAAUAUGAAGAGCGUUGACCGAGUCUUGCUGUCUAAGGAAGAAAACGACAAAUUGGACGCUAGUAUCGACACCUUCCUCACCCAGCUGUCACCCUACUUCCUUCUCAAACCAGCUGGAAAGGCUCUUGAAUGGCUUAUCAGACGUUUCCGCAUCAACGUAUUCAACAUUGAUUCGAUUAUUGCGUGCAUUUUGCCUUACCAUGAAACCAAAGCUUUUGUCACCAUGGUAUCAACUUUGGACAUCGAAAACGCCUCCCCUUGGCUUUUCCUUAAGCCUGUCAAGACCAGCCGUGCUACUUUCGAACGCGACCUUUUGGUCAAGAAGAUGAGAGCAGAUAAAUAUAUUCUCAAGUUUAUCUGCGACCUGACUGCCAAUGCUGUCGACAAAUAUGUGUCCUUCAAGACUUUGUUUUCGUUCUAUGCCGCAACUUUGAUCGCCUACAUCAAACGCGAGGACUCACUUGACGAAAACACGAUGCUGACAUUGAUGCCACAUCUUUUGAAGGGAGUACGCGCAACCAAGGUUCCAGAGUACCAGAUUGCAACCUACAUGAUUCUCUCGCAAUUGGCUGUCAAGAUUCAGUUCAAUGCUGAAGCCUUGAUGGAAUUAUUGGGUGAAAUGACGGCUCACUAUAACUCGAGGUUCUUUGAACACUAUCUUCUCGCCACUGUCCAUCUUGCACAAAUGCAGGAAAACUUCUCCUCGCUACCUGAGAAAUCCUACAAUGCUCUUGCCAUCGCAAAAAACUUUGAUCAAGCUCUCCUCGGUAUCUGCAGCAAGUAUUCAGCUGAUGCAUACAUGCGCCCUCUUUUGUUCAAUAUGAUUGAGAGUGCUUUCAAGCAUCGUGAUCGCGUUGAUCUUCUUUCAGCCCUUCUUAACAAUGACUUUCAAACCAAGGAGACCAUUGUCUUUGUUUGUGACAAGAUGAUGGAUGAAUAUCUCAAGUAUGUCAACGAUGAUGGAGACGCCAAGGCUUUUGUUGAGACUGUUGCUCCAGCUCUGCAAACUCUUUCACAACGUCAUUUUGAAGCAUUGGACACCGCCUUGAACAGUAGAUUUAAGAAGUUGUCGCAAGAUAAGACCGAAUCUGGUCAAGAAGCUGCCAACCAUCUCUACAAGUUCUCCAACCUUGCAUUCCAUGGAACCGGCCAUGAAGUGAUCAAGGAAACGAACACCACGCUUUACCUAUCUCUUCAGAGCCCUUCUGCUACCGUCCGUUUGUUGGCUGUCAGAAAGCUUGUUUCUAUUGCUGAUGAUGAGGUCAACUCACUGAAGCAAUCCCAGCACACCGUUGAGUCUGCCUUGAUGUCUUGCUUGGUUGACGACAUGACUCUCUUGUCAUAUGUCUUUGAUGAAAUUCCCAACUUCCUGAUCAAGCAUGUCGAGCCUUCCAAGAUUCUUGCUACUAUCCAGACGAUUCUUGGAAAUCACCAGGUUCUCCAUAAGGUUUCGAGAAAGAUCAUCAAGUUUUUGAUUGGUCCAUUGCUCAAAGCUGCUCCCUCGCUUCGCGACGACAUUCUCAGAAUCGUGUUGGCAAACACUUUCAGCUCCAUCAGACAUUUGAGCCCUGAACACAGCAUCUUCCACCUCGUUUCAGGAUCGUCCUUGGACAAGGACACAUUGCUCCUUGGCUUUGGUGAUAUCAAGGAAAAGAUUAAAGGGCAGAAUGUGAAGGACACCAAGUUGCAGAUUGGUAUUACCGCUGACUUGGUCGACCUGUUGGCUCACAAUCUGCAGAAGCAUCGAUCCGAAGAUAAUGUACGCUUCUGGCUUGGAAUGGUGGACUCUGACCUUGCUGACGAGCGGGCUAUUGCCAUUCUUGUGGUGAAUAAAUGCAUCUCCGUGCUAUCUCAUCUUCCUCAAUAUAGUUUGGCGGUGUCUUUCAGUCAAGCGCUUAAGAAGAACGAGCUAUCGCUUAAGAGCGUCAACAUUAGUAACGUUCAAGUUGAUGACCUGCUUUCAGAGACAAACGGCCAACCUCCUAAACGACUUGUUCAGGAUAUCAUUGCUGCUAAGAAGGGCAAUACCAUAACCCAACUUGAGUUGCAGACUUUCUCACUCAUUAACGUUAUUGCUCAUUUGACUGUACCCAAGGAGAAGACACACUGGUUGGAAGCCUGUCAUAUUUCCUCACCUCACAAAGCCGAUGCUGAAGUUGAAGAAUACAAGCAUACUCUGUCUCUUCUUUUCAGCAUCCUUGUUACUAGCCCCACCGCGACACUGUACACUUUGGCCAUGGAGAAGUUGGUGUCUGUUCAUCUCAAGAGCAACAUGCUUGAAUUUUUAGCAAGAAUCUGGACUGAAAAUGAUACUGUUGCCACACCUAUCAUCAAAGGUCGCGCUCUUCAACUCGCCAGCAUGUAUCUUACUGCUCACGCUCAAGAUAAGCUAGAUUACCAAGCACUUGUCCCCAGUUUGUUGGUCCUUCUAGGUCACGAGUCAACUGCCGUUAGAAAGGAGGCCGUUGUAUGCUGGGGAAAACUUCAUGCUGUGUAUGAGAACUUGGGUGCCAUCGGUAACGACAAGUUUUACCAGAAGGCUGUCGGUGCUGAAACCAAGAAUAAGGUGUCUGCUACUGUCUAUGGCUCAAGCAUGACCCAUAUCGCCAAGCUCAGCCCCUCCGAUGCUGGUCAUUUUGUGGACCACCUUUGGUACAAGCGACGUGAACUGGGUGAAGACGCUAACUAUGUUACUGUUGUCCUUAAUGAAUACCUCGAUGCCUGCCAAGCCGCUAAGAAGAAGACCAAGAUGAACCGUAUUUUGGAGUACUUGCUCUCAUGCAUCGACCAGUACCCCACCAUUUAUGGACAGACUGUUCUUUUGAAGGAGCUUAACCUCGUCCAAUCUCCCAAGAAGAUUAGUAGCCUGCUUGACUUGCUGGAACGUACUUUGACUCGAUCUAUCUCCAAGGAAUCUACUGAGCUCAUUACUGAACUUAUUCGAUGCUUCACACCUGAGUUUGCUCCUGAACUGGGUACAGCUAAGAACGACAAGUCUCUCAAUUUGUUCUGCAGUUUGCUUAAGAAUGAGUACAACAUGCAAGUUGAUACCGAUGAUGAUGUUUGGGAAAUCUCCACUCGCCGUAUGGCUCUUCAACAGAUCACUGCUCCGUUCUUCUCAGCAGCACCAGCAAAGGCUAAGGAAACUCUGUUUGCCGUCAUGGUUGAUAUCGCUACCGAUAGUGAUCAGCGUGACAUCAAGGCUGUUAAGUCAGUCAUCAGAGAUAUUGAAAUUGACGUUACUUUGAUCGAACCCUUUUUACAAAAGACUGCUCAAAAGAUCAAUGACUUUUCGCGACCACCGGAAACCCCCCACGGAAAGAAGUCUCGCAAACAAGCAUCCCCCUCCAAAGAGACUGUGGAGUCAGACUUGUUUGUCCUCGUCACUGUUCUCGAGAUUCUCGAAUACAAGACCAUCAAGAAUGGCGUUCAACUUGCCAAGUCUUUGUUUGACGUGCUGUCUGCUUUACUCAGUGCUAAUUUGAGUGACAGCCCUGUCUCUUUGGAAUACGUCAACCAGUUGAUCCUCACUGCCUUGACCAAGAUUGUUCAAUCCAUGGAAGAGCAAAACAUUCAGCCUGCUGCCUCACAACUUCAAGUUCACCUUGUUGUCCAGUGUAUUCGCUCAACUAACAACCCACAAACACAUAAUUCUGCCUUGUUGCUGAUGGCUGCUAUCGCUUCCUUGGACGCCGAAAGUGUACUUCACAACAUCAUGCCUGUCUUCACCUUUAUGGGAGCCAAUGUUCUUCGCCAAGACGAUAACUACAGUUUCCAAGUCAUUCAACAGACUUUGAAGAAGAUCCUUCCUGCCUUGGUUGCUUCCAGCCGUAGUCGCAAGCAGAGCGAAGCUUCAUUGGUGUUGGAAGUCAAGCCAAUUCUCAAGGUGUUUGUCGACGCUUUGUCUCAUAUUCCAGAGCAUAGACAACUGCAUCUUUUCAAAACUUUGGUUGACACUCUUGGUGAAGAAGAAUUCUUAUAUGCCAUCAUCUCUCUUGUUCUCGAGCGCUAUCUCGACCGCUCCAACAAGGGAUCGUCUGAAGCCGAGUCGGUCAAGGAGUUCAGUUUGGCCAUUUCCCACGAGUUCUCCGUGCAAACUCAGUUGCACUCUCUUAUCUUGUUAAUGGAUAGCUUGCUGACCUUGCCUAAUGACAAACCACAGGAUGUUGAAAUGGCUGCCACCGCUGUCUUCAACGUUAAUGAGCACACUGCAAAGCAAUUGAGACAGUUCAAGCGUGCAUGCUUGCAGUUUGGCUACGAUUUGCUUGGCUCAAGACCUUUCCUCGAAAAGGUUGUCAGCACUAACCAUAGCGACCCUGAAGCUGAAACUGCUUUGCAGCAACAGUAUACCAAGGCUGCCGAAAGUGUAUUGCAGAUUAUUCAAUACUUCGCUCAGUAUUUGUCUCAAUACUCUGCAAGCAGCGAUGCCACCCCCGGCAUUGUCAAGUCAUGGAAGGAAACCUUAAAGGUUGCAUACAAGACGCUCGACAGAAUCAACUUGCUUCUUCCCGUUCCCGCGUUCGUGGAUACCAUCAGCCAUCUUAUCAAGCAUCAAGAUGUGGUUAUUCGUAGAAAGGCCAUGGAACUGUUCAAGAGCAGAGUCGAAGAAAUGAACAGCAAGGCUCUUAAGAUUCAUCACCACGAGCUGGUUGAAAUUGUGCCACAAUUUGCCUCCAUCGUUGACUCUGAAACCGCAAACGAUGAUGCUGGAAUCGUUAGCAAGCAAACCGCAUUGGACUGUAUUACUGUUCUUGCUCGCCAUUUUGGUUCAUCUCGUCCUGAAGUAUUCGCCGGUGUUCUGCCUAUUAUCAUUGGUGAUAAUGCCCUCAACUCCAAUAACUCCAAGGUGCAGAUUCCAAGUUUGGUGUGCCUGACGUUCAUUUGCAACGAAACUGGAACUCGCGCCAUUCCUUCUCUUCCCAAGUUUAUGCCUAUCGUGCUUAACAUGCUUGAAGCUACCACUGAAGACCAAUCUCCCGAUGUUCUUCUUCAGCUCAGUGCUAUCACCUCCCUGGAGACCAUCGUUCAUGUCAUGCCCCACUUCAUUAGCCCAUACGUUCAACGACUGUUGGCUUUGGCAUUGCACAACACCAUCCAGAGCUAUGAUGAAACCGCUGAUGAGAAGCAACAGUUGACUCGUGAGAAGGCAAACGCUUUGUUGAAUGAAAUGGCUAGCAAUGUUGCCCCUCGUGUCUUGCUUACCCCAGUGUUUGCAUACCUUGAUGCCGGCAUUAAGAAUGGCAAGGAAUCACUCUUGGCCCUCUUGAAUCUUGUUGAUAAUGCCAUCAAGUCGAUAUCGCGCGACGAUAUCACCGCUAACUAUAAGCAAAUCUUCAAGUUCUUCUUGUCGGUAUUUGACUUUAGACGAUUGCACCAAUCGGAGUUCUCAGGAGAAUCCGUUUCUGAAGUGGAAGAUCGAUCCAUUCAAGCUUUUAUCAACCUCGUUAUGAAGCUUAAUGAGACUUUGUUCAAGCCAGUCUUCUUGAAAACGCUUGAUUGGGCUACCAUUGAACUUGCUCAAGAAGGCAAUGACGCUUUGGAUGCCGAUCAAGAAUGCCGAGCCCUGUUCUUCUACAAGCUUUUGGAUGGACUUUUGGAGAAGCUGAAGAGCAUCUUCACGCCUUACUAUGGAUAUGUCAUUGAUUAUACCAUCAAGUGUCUUACCCUCUUCACUGAUGGUGACAAGACACCCAACAAUCUUUGGAACUACAUCGUGGUCACUCUUCGCAAAUCAUUCUUAUACGACAGCGACAAUCUUUGGAACGCUGAGAAGUUUGAAAAGAUUCUUCAACCUGUCUUGAGCCAAAUGUUGGUCACUGACGCUGGUGACUCUGAGGACUAUCUCGCACGCAUGAUCACUUACCAAGUUCCUUUGGUUGGUCAGAUGGCCGUUACAGUGUCUAACGAUGCUCUAUGGAAACCACUUAACCAUGGUGUGUUGAUGAAGACUCGUGAAGAUGAUCCUGAAAUCAGACUGGCUGCCCUUCGCUGCUUGGAAGAAUUGUACACUCGCCUUGGAGAAGAGUGGCUCUUGUUCUUGGCCGAAAGCAUUUCCUUCUUGGCCGAACUCAUGGAAGACGAUGAUGCUCGCGUCGAGAAGCUUGUACACCAAGUCAAUGCUCAAAUUGAGACGUACUUGGGUGAAAGUUUGGAUAAAUACUUCAAUUAGAUUACAUUAGAAGCAUCAUUGCAAUAUAAAGAACCUUUCAUUUUGUCACAAAAACCCUUUGGGC